AUGAGCAUCAAGAACUUUGCAAAAAUUGUUGAAAACUUCGCAGUGRUAGUUCGAUUUCAAAGCCAUUCAACAAGAAAUGGUGUUAUUGGYAACAAUUUUGAGUUGUUUACCGUGAAAUCUUUGAAGAAACAUGGCAUGGAAGUUWAUCUUUGUGGUGGGCCGGGAGAUCGUGGUGUAGAUUUCCGAGGAAAUUGGAAUCUACGAUCUUGUUCAGUAAAAACGAUUGGACAGUGUAGAUUUUCUAAAAGAAAAUUAGGACCCGUUCAUUUACGAGAGCUGGAGGGGWCAUUGAGCCACGAGCAGAACAACACUCUUGGGAUUAUUGUUACUAACAUUGGUUUCACAAAGAAURCAUAUCAACAUUUUAUGAGCUCAUCUUUUCCACUUGUUAUGUCGGUGCUUGGCUUCAACAAAUCAGACUACAAUAUCGAUGAAGAUGAAAAACAUUUCACAAGAUAUCACAGCAGUGGAGAUGAAAACAAAAAUGGGAAAAUUGAAAAGAGAUAUACAAAAUUAAUUUGUGACAAAGAUAUUGCUAGUAACAAAUAUUGGGAAGUUGAUGGUAUUCCUAGAAAACUGGGUGAAAAUUACAAAUGCAGUAAUAUUGAAAAUGGUGAARCAUUUAAUGGCGAGAUACUGCUGUUUGAUUUAAAUGUGACUGCAAGACAACUCCUACCAAAUCUCAUUGUAGCCAAGGCUAUGAAUACAUCUGGUUCAUCCACUUUGUUAUUUGAAARUGGAAAUGUGAUCACUAUUACRUAGCUAAACAUAAUUUCUUUACAGCAAGCACAGAGUCCAUCUGAAAAAACAUUAGAUUGUGAAAAGGUUAUUAUCAUAACAAAGCUAARACUGGAAGGGCUCUUGGGUACUCAGAAAUUCAAAUCAUAUUUGCCUAAACAUGUUCCAUUUUAUACUGGCCAUCCCUUUCUCUCUUAGCUUUGAAGAUGUAAAUUUUUGCAUAUUAAUAUAGACCUCAUGUAGCUUAAUSUCUGAUAACAACAAAAAGGGGUUUUUACCUAUUARAUAAUUAUGAAGCAUUUCUUAAAGAUAAAUUAACAUAACAUCUAUAAAUUAAUUCUUAUAAACUGCGUUUAGGAGAGUCAUCUUUUUUUAAGCUAGCAUUUCUAGACCAAGUUCAAUAAAGUGGUAUUAUUAUUUGAAAUUUGAUGAAURCUAUCACUUAAUCCCAACAAACAAUAACUGUAAAUAUACAAGUUCACACUAAACACAAUUGAUGCACCUGUUAACAGAUAUGUUU
Molecule: messenger RNA, 1258 nt
Organism: Exaiptasia diaphana
Lineage: Eukaryota; Metazoa; Cnidaria; Anthozoa; Actiniaria; Aiptasiidae
Exons: 2
Coding region: 1-762 (253 amino acids)
Biological process (GO): DNA restriction-modification system
Cellular component (GO): mitochondrion
Molecular function (GO): DNA binding; endonuclease activity
Source: RefSeq, a predicted model, not a curated record